Messenger RNA from Lingula anatina, 1646 nucleotides. RefSeq lists its product as uncharacterized. The record is from RefSeq and is a predicted model, not a curated record. NCBI's taxonomy places the organism in Eukaryota, Metazoa, Brachiopoda, Lingulata, Lingulida, Lingulidae. Gene Ontology annotation, molecular function: DNA-binding transcription factor activity, RNA polymerase II-specific; RNA polymerase II transcription regulatory region sequence-specific DNA binding. Gene Ontology annotation, cellular component: nucleus. Gene Ontology annotation, biological process: embryonic morphogenesis; regulation of transcription by RNA polymerase II.
CCCACGGUAUAUAAGGGAUGACAAACACACUGGCCUUCAGACUGGUGUAGAUUUUUCAAGGUUAAUUAUCAUGAUGGCAACGACAAGUGCGAAAUACCCGCGGCUGGCUGUGGCUCCAUCGGUCAGUAGUUUCAGCAUUCAAGGUCUUCACCCCGCCUUCUUUUCUGUAGCAAACAGUAGAUCUUCAAAAGCAUACGCAACAGAAAAGCUAAAUCCCGAGUCUCCGGUGCCUAGUCCUACGACAGAAGGUGGUGAAAAUGAAUCAUCCACGUUAGGAGGGCCGCAGUCCUCUACCAACAGAGAACAUUUGGAAGAGUCACGGUCGCCAUCUCCCUUAAUAACACACAAGAACCCAAUGGUACAGUCGGGGCACACUUUGACUCUCGGACAAUUAUUUCACAGUACACCGACUAACACCAGCGGACACUCGCUUACUAAAUUUUCUAUUGAAGAAAUACUGGGUAGAAAGGAAGGAAAAUGCAGGGGAAGUGAUUGGAAACCAACACACGAAAAUUCCCGGGGAAUGGAUAAUGACAGUGAAGAGAAAAGUAAUGUUUCAGGAACACUUGAUAAGUUCACUCUGGACGGUGACGAGCAGUUGUCACAUUUCUCGUGGUUGCAGUGCACCAGGUAUAAACCCCCAAAACUGCCAAGAUUGAAAAGAAAAGAUGGCGUAAAGAAAAGGAAGCUGGGACGUAAUCCUCGGGUGCCGUUUACGCAGCACCAGGUGAAAACCCUCGAAGAGAAGUUUCGACGCACACAUUACCUGAGCAGUGUGGACGUGGCUGAGUUGUCCGCUGCAUUAAACCUCACCGAGACUAGGGUCAAAAUCUGGUUUCAAAACCGCCGUGCGCGGGAGAGGCGAGAUAGGGAUCAAACUAACGGGAACACAGUGUCCCCGCCCCCUUCCGUGGCAUCUCAGCGCAGUACCAACGGUUCAGCCUCAACGUCCACCAAUAUCAUCAACUUUCCGUGGCUGGGGCCAAUACCACCCAAACCAAGUGCCGUGGCUCAGUUCUCGCACGCAAUUCACUUCGGGACGUCGGCUUUCUCUCCUGUGUCGUUUGCCGGGCUUCCCGCUCCCUUGGCGGCCACGUUAACUUCUCCACUUGCUUACCCGACAAACAUUCACUCAUCGGCAGUAUUACCAUGGGUUCUACGAGAAUGAUCGACUUGUUUUACUCUAUGGCUGGGAUAUGUAGGCUAGGCUUACUUGGGGAUGAUGCGUAUUUAUAAACUGGAAAAUUUUGUUCUCAUAGUAACAAAACGAUUGGGAUGAGACGCGCAGUAACCCUAAUCAAGAAAUAAAUGUCAGCGCGACCUGAUCAUUGUAGGGAAUUUGAUUUCCGUUUCUUCUCUGCUUAGCAGAAACUCUGAAGACGUGCAAUCAGUGUACAUUAUUUCACGAUAUUCGUUUCUUUGUUUUGAAAAUAAUUUGAUAUUUUUAUAAAUGUAUUAUAGCUUUAGCCUUUUAAUUUAAACAAUUGUUAUUGCUUAGCGUUAUGAUUUUUUUUGUGUUGUGCGGAUAAUUCACAAUCAUAAAUAACUGGCAUAGAACAUGUUAUCUGCGAUACCAAUUUGCAGAUGUUUUUCGGUUCGUGUUUUCCAAGUCUCUCUCUCUCUCUUUCUCUCUCUCUUUGUGUGUG